GCUCCAGGCUGCGGGGUGGACGCAGCGCCGAGCGAUCAGCAGCGGAGCCGCGCGAGGCCGCCCGAGCCCCGAGCCCGCGCCACCGUCGCCUUGAGCCAGCCGGUCCCCGGACACGCCGCCGCCGCCGCCGGGAAGGCAGCCGGCGCCGAACAAGUUGCGAGCGCGCCUCUCCGCCCGGGGAAAGUUUCCCCCGCGGCCGCCGGCGGGAGUUGGUUGGGGUCCGGCUGCUGCUGCUGGAAGACUUUAUCCUGAAGCCAUCAGAGAGAGGUCUCAAGAGAAUCCUGACCCUCCCGGAAGGAGCAGACACCAACUGGAAGAGCCAGCAAGAGGCAGAGCCAGGACCAGACCCCAUCUGACUGCAAGCCCCCCGUCCUUUCUGCGGUAACAGCUGCCUUCUCUGAGCAGGUGGGCAUCACCUGGACCGCCCGGGCUUAAAGUGGCCGAGACUAGAGUGCUUCCGACAUCGUCAUCAGAGCAACUUGAAACCUUUGACUUCGGCGUCUAGACCCAGGCCCAGUCCUUUUCCAGACCUCCCAACGCCGGCCACCCAGGAGAAGCUGGGCCACUAAAAGAAAACACAAGAGCCCCUCUGACCAGAGACUCUGUCCUGCUGACGCCUUCAGACCUGCCCAGGUAGAACACCAUGGAAGGCGACUGCUUGAGCUGCAUGAAGUAUCUGAUGUUUGUUUUCAAUUUCUUCAUAUUCCUGGGCGGGGCCUGCCUGCUGGCCAUCGGCAUCUGGGUCCUGGUAGACCCCACCGGCUUCCGGGAGAUCGUGGCCGCCAACCCCCUGCUGAUCACGGGCGCCUACAUCCUCUUGGCCAUGGGGGGCCUGCUUUUCCUGCUCGGCUUCCUGGGCUGCUGCGGGGCUGUCCGUGAGAACAAGUGUCUGCUGCUGUUUUUCUUCCUGUUCAUCCUCAUCAUCUUCCUGGCGGAGCUGUCGGCGGCCAUCCUGGCCUUCAUCUUCAGGGAGAAUCUCACCCGCGAGUUCUUCACCAAGGAGCUCACCAAGCACUACCAGGGCAGCAACGACACAGACGUCUUCUCUGCCACCUGGAACUCGGUCAUGAUCACGUUUGGUUGCUGCGGGGUCAACGGGCCUGAAGAUUUUAGGUUUGCAUCAGUUUUCCGACUGCUGACCCUGGACAGUGACGAGGUCCCAGAGGCCUGCUGCCGGAGGGAGCCCCAGACUCGGGACGGGAUCCUGCUGAGCAGGGAGGAGUGCCUUCUGGGAAGAGACCUCUUCCUGAACAAGCAGGGCUGUUACACAGUGAUCCUCAACACCUUCGAAGCCUACGUCUACCUUGCUGGGGCACUCGCCAUAGGGGUGCUGGCCAUCGAGCUUUUCGCCAUGAUCUUUGCCAUGUGUCUCUUCCGGGGCAUCCAGUAGAGGGCGUGACCUGGAGCCUGAAGCCCCGCCCACCACCGCUGCCCAGCACCCAACGCCCUCCCCUCCCCGGUGCCCUUGCCCUCUUGCCCCCCGGGGGCAGGGAGGCGAAGCCAUCAUGAGUGGCCACAGGAAAGGGCAGAGGAAAAUAGCUAUUUUUUUAACAAAGCAGAAUGAAGACAAGACUAUGGAUUGACGCACCCUGCCUGGCCGGCGGGCUCUCUGCAAGGGCCCCGGGGCUCGAACCCAGGGAGCUGUCUGCACUAGAGACCAAAGGAGCCCCGGGCCCAGUUCCCUGCCUCAGCCCCGCCAGCCUCUGGCAGCCCCGGGCCUGGGCCUUGUCCUCAGCCCCAGCAGCCAAGAAGGGGAGGAUCUCGCCAACAAGCAGGCAGAAGCUACCCUCAGAGAGGUCGCCACGCCCGGGGCCCCAAGGAGACUGAGGCACCAUGUCCUCGAGGACUUGGGACCUCCACUGUAACCCUGGUCUUCAGAGGAUGGACUCACCCCUGUCUCAGGCCGGGCCCAGAGCGGGCUGCAGACACUGGCCCCAAGAACGGCCCAGCUGGCCGGGUCCUCGCUUCUCCCACCUGUUGGAUCAGAUAAUCUGGAAAGCCCAGAGAGGGGCAGUUUCGCAUUCACAGUCACACAGCACCUGCGUGACAAUUCUGAAUAAGAACCCAGUCAUCCCUA
This is a messenger RNA of Hyaena hyaena (striped hyena), 2077 nucleotides long. It is a transcript of the gene TSPAN18, whose product is annotated as tetraspanin 18. The record is from RefSeq and is a predicted model, not a curated record. Bases 644 to 1390 code for a protein of 248 amino acids. Lineage: Eukaryota; Metazoa; Chordata; Mammalia; Carnivora; Hyaenidae. Gene Ontology annotation, cellular component: membrane. The transcript is spliced from 12 exons.